This is a messenger RNA of Cyprinodon variegatus (sheepshead minnow), 1284 nucleotides long. It is a transcript of the gene dnal4, whose product is annotated as dynein, axonemal, light chain 4. The coding region runs from base 126 to 446 and encodes 106 amino acids. The record is from RefSeq and is a predicted model, not a curated record. NCBI's taxonomy places the organism in Eukaryota, Metazoa, Chordata, Actinopteri, Cyprinodontiformes, Cyprinodontidae. Gene Ontology annotation, biological process: microtubule-based process. Gene Ontology annotation, molecular function: dynein intermediate chain binding; dynein light intermediate chain binding. The transcript is spliced from 4 exons. Gene Ontology annotation, cellular component: dynein complex.
AGACAAAAGACUGAGCUCCAAGGGGCGGGGCUUGUUGAACGUCCGUUACCCUGUUUAGGAUGUCUCCCUAACAACCGAUGUGAUACUUUAAAAUCUGAAGUUUUCGCCGGACAAACGUUUCGAGGAUGGCUGGAACUGGUGAGGGAAAGAAAGAAGAGGCCGACUACAAGAGACUACACAGCUUCCCUCUCAUCAGACACACAGACAUGCCAGAGGAAAUGAGGGUUGAGACCAUGGAGUUGUGCGUAACAGCCUGCGAGAAGUUUGCAACAAAUAAUGAAAGUGCAGCAAAGAUGAUUAAGGAGUCCAUGGAUAAAAAGUUUGGCAGCUCGUGGCAUGUUGUGAUCGGCGAGGGCUUCGGCUUUGAGGUCACACAUGAAGUGAAGAACCUGCUCUACAUGUUCUUCGGUGGGAGCCUGGCCGUCUGCGUGUGGAAGUGCUCUUAGCACCUCUUUCUCUUGCCUUCUGCUCAUUAUGCUGGAACUAAACACCAGCUGGACACCAGUUUUGUCUGCGUUGUGGGGGAUUAGUUUACUCAAGCUACCUGUCACUGUGGCAGAGAAGAAGUACAAGGCUUUGAAUAGAAUACAUUUGGAAAUGGGAUUGUGACUGUCACUUUGUCUGGUAGGGAUAGAAAUAGCCUCUUUGCUUUCCUGAGUCAUGGGGUGGUUAACCUCCAAUUAAGCCAUGCUCUGUUCUUGAUCACCUGGAAUGCCUGUGUGUUUGCAUGUGCAACUAAAUUCACUUCUCCAGAACAAUACAGCUUUCCAGGGUCUCCAAAAUCCUUUAUCCUUUCUCUUCAGGGAGUGCAUGUGUAUGAAUGGGCGAUUUUCAUGUUGGUGUGUGCUGGACACACAUUUUUCCCCCUACAAACAUAAUAUUGUCACUCUCCUCAGUUUAGUGAAGACUUUAUUUAUACCUUCAUCCCCGUCCAUGCUGUCUGAAACGUUUCACGCGUGUCUUUCUCUCAACAACGGCACUACUUUGAAUAACUUUUGUAAGAUUUUUUUAUGUGUACAUAUUUUAAUGCAACUUGAAAGGAAUUUUUUUAAAGACCAGUGUCGUCUUCUAACGACCAAGGGCUCAGAGUGUCCUGAGUCGAACAAACGCUAAACUUAACUCAACCUUUCUCCUUGAUGGCGAUGUGUGGAAAAGCUUGGAAAAAACAAAAUAUAAAACUAAAGCAUUGUUGCGUGAUUGUCUCAUGUUGAUGCCAGUUAGAAUGAUCCAAUGCAACGGACCACUACAUGUGAACGUACCUGAUUUUCAAAUAAACUGAAAUGU